Messenger RNA from Hymenoscyphus albidus, 1695 nucleotides. Lineage: Eukaryota; Fungi; Ascomycota; Leotiomycetes; Helotiales; Helotiaceae. The record is from the annotation of a GenBank genome assembly.
CUGGCAGUGGGAGUGGGGGCCGAGGGAGCUACUUAGCGUGCCUAGGUCAAUUUAGCUUAGCCACACCCAGCCUAGGCUACCUAGCCCAACCAGCCCAGCCCAACCAGCCUUUGCGGGCAAGGCUACCACUCAAGCUCUUGGAGCUCUUCUUGUACCUGUCAACUGCCGACUCCAUCUCAUUCCCAUACACCAUCAGAAGUCUCUCAACACCAUACUCGUUCUGCAUCAUGGAGACUGCAUACAAGACGUGGGGUAAGCUCAUGCUCAUCAUCAUGCUCAUCCUCAUUCCCUACCCUCCACCCUCCACCCUCCACCCCGCUCGUGCCUUUUCUGAACUCUCCACUGACCCAUCUUAUCGAUAACAGAGCUCGACAACAACGUCAAGUUGGUCGAUGAGCAACGCGAUGCUCUGUACACCUACGAUGUAGCCGAGCAAAAGGCCCUGAACGAUGCGAAGCCCUGGAAAUCGGACCCUCAUCAUUUCAAAAAUGUGCGCAUCUCAGCAGUCGCUCUCCUCAAAAUGGUGAUGCAUGCCCGUUCGGGUGGUGACAUUGAAGUCAUGGGAUUGAUGCAGGGCAAACUCUCUGGGGACACUUUUAUUGUCACGGAUGCCUUUAGAUUACCGGUAGAAGGAACCGAGACGAGAGUCAAUGCUCAGGACGAGGCCAACGAAUACAUGGUGGGGUACCUACAAGCGUGUCGAGACCAAGGAAAGCUGGAGAAUGCAGUCGGAUGGUAUCAUAGUCACCCAGGCUACGGAUGUUGGCUCAGUGGUAUUGAUGUCGGCACACAAGCGACGCAGCAGACAUUCAGCGAUCCCUUCCUCGCUGUGGUGAUCGACCCAGAUCGUACCAUCUCCGCCGGAAAGGUCGAGAUUGGAGCCUUCAGAACAUACCCUGAAAACUAUAAGCCCCCAAGCUCUGGAGUGGACGAUGGAUAUCAAACAAUCCCUUUGGCAAAGAUUGAGGAUUUUGGUGCCCAUGCCGAUCGAUAUUACUCAUUAGAGGUGUCCCAUUACAAAAGCUCUCUCGAUACACAUCUCCUGGAAUUGCUCUGGAACAAAUAUUGGGUACAGACUCUCAGUCAAAGUCCAUUGUUCACCAAUCGCGAAUAUAGCAGCAAGCAGAUGCUCGAUAUCAGCUCCAAAGUUCGAGAAGCUGCAUCUUUGGUAUCAAGAGCAGGUAGAGGCCCAACAGGAGCACAAGGUAACAAGGCAGUUGACGAGAAAAUUGAUAAGGCGGUGAAAGAUGGCAACAAGAUUGCGGGGGAAGAGAUGUCUGGUUUAAUGGCGGGAGAAAUCAAGGCUAAGCUCUUCAAUGGUCUUGGUAAAGAGAAUGUGGUUCCGGACACUCCAGUCCAGGACGCUCCGGCUCAUGACACUCCAGCACAGGACGCCACUGUUCAGGAUACUCCAGUUGAGGAUGCUCCAGCCCAAGAAACUGCAGUCCAUGGCACCCCAAUUAAGGAACCACCGGCUCAAGAUGAAGCGAUAAAAUCCUCAACGUGAGGGGAAAUUCAUAGGAAUAGCAAUUCAUAGAAGGGACGGAAUUCAGCAAAACCAAUGAGAUCUUAGCGACUUGGCAGCAUUGCUCGGCGUACAGAUAUGAGAGGCGUUUAGGUGGACGGAAUGAAUUAUGAUGAUGCCAUAGUAGUUAGUCUACAGACGAAACGCAAUGAGAAUUUGUGACUAUUAAA